Molecule: messenger RNA, 3975 nt
Organism: Prorocentrum cordatum
Lineage: Eukaryota; Dinophyceae; Prorocentrales; Prorocentraceae
Source: the annotation of a GenBank genome assembly
GGGGAUCGCCCAGCCCCCGCUGGCGGCGGCGCGGUCGGCGGCGCCCUGGGACACGGAGGCGCCGCGCCGGGUCCCGGCGAGGGCGCCGCUGCUGGGGGGCUUGGCGGUGGGGCUGGCGGUGGCGCGGGGGGAGGAGCAGAAGGAGGCGGCGAUGGCAGCGGCGGCGAGGACGGCAACCCCGGUGACGGCGGACCGUCCUUGCCGCAUGCUUGGGUUUCCAAGUUGACCGGUACCAUGAUAUUACACACGGUGCAGAAUGCGAUGAGGUUGGCCGCGUACCUGCUCGAGCUGCUGACGGGCGGCUACGGCACUGUCAGCAACUUGCACAUUGCGUGUUGGGAGGGCUCUGUGGAUGCGCUGGAGGCCAUCACCCGUGGCUCCACAGAGGUAGUGCAGGGGUGGCAUUCACGAAAAGGGGAUCUGACUCCACUACACAUAGGUGCCAUGUGCGGACACAGUGGUGUCAUGGAUUUUCUAUUGCAGAUGGGGGUGAACCCAAAUGUUGUGACAGUACACGCCAUCAGCGCUCUUCACAUAUCAGCAUCUUCGAGUACGGAGGUAUCAGAGGCGUUGGUGAGUGGUAAGGCUGAUGUGAAUGCCCUCACUGCCGACAAAGACGCCCCGCUGCAUUUCGCGUGCUGCUACCAGCAGAUUGCCACGAUGGAGCUGCUCCUGAAGGAGGGAUGCGACGCAUCCGCGGCCAACAACUUCGGGGUGACCGCGCUCAUCGCUGCCGCGUACACGGCCCUGGAGGGGAUGCCGAUCCGCGACGCGCGCGCCGUGCUCCUGCUGUGCAGCCAGCGGGCGGACCCCGGCCAGGCCGACCGGCACGGCCGGACGCCGCUGGACAUCGCGCGGAAAGCUGGGGGCGACCCGUCGCUGCUGGAGUUCCUGCAGGACGGCGGCAGCGGCGACGACGCGGUCGGGAAGAGGGCCGCCCUCGCCACCAAGAUCCUGGAGAGCCGCUUCAGCCCCCGGGAGUGGGCGGCGGAUCCAGAGCAGGCAUCCGCCCUCCCGGUCCACGCCAGAGACGGCCCGAGCCGAGGAGCGGCCGAGGCCGCCGGGCUGGCGGAGGACGCGGCCCGCAUGUCGGCGGAGAGGUCGAAGCUGGCGGAGGAGAACGCCUCGCUGGCGGCGGAGAUCGCCAGGCUGUCCAGGGAGCUGGAGGAGUCCAGGGCGAGCGCCAAGCACGCCGCGGAGCUCCUCGAACACAACAAGGGCAUGCUCGAGCGGAUGAAGUCGAUGGCCGCUACUUCGGCCACGGAGUCCCAGACUCAGAGCGACGAGGCCCUCCAGCGGCUAAAGUGCGACCUGGAGCAGGAGCGGGACGGGUUCCGGCAGCGCCAGCAGGCGCUGGGCGAGGAGCGGGAGCGGUGGCGGCAGGAGAAGGAGGCGCUGGAGCAGCAGCUGGAGCGAGCCGUGGCCGAGCGGCAUGAGGCGGAGAGGCGGGAGGCCGCGCGAGCCACGGGGGAGCUCCAGGCGAAGGUGGCCAAGAUACAGGAGGACGGCGCCGAGAGGGAGCAGGCCCGGGAGGAGGAGGCGCGUCGCGCUGCAGAGCGGGCGAGGAGGGCCGAGGAGGAGGCGCGGGCUGUGCUGGGCGAGAAGGACGCCGAGCUCAACAACAAGGUCGCCGCCCUCAGCCAGAAGGACGAGGAGCUGCGCAAGCGUCAGCAGGCCGAGGAGGAGGUGCGCAAGGCGCUGAACGAGAAGGAGUCCGAGCUGAGCAAGCAGCUUGAGGCUUUGCAGGCCCUGCAGCAGCAGAUGGACCAGCAGGCCGCCAAGCUCUCGGCCGAGGUCACGACCACAUCGGCAGAGCUCGAGAAGGCUCGUGCCGACAACAGGCGGCUAGACGGCGAUUUGCGGCAGAAGGCGGUCGAGAACGAGAAGGUGUGGAACCAGUUGUCGGAGCUCCGUUCGCAGCACACCCAGCUCCGAGAGGAGCACGUGAGCUCCCAGCUCGGGCACCAGCGCGCGGAGGCCGCCUGGCGGGAGAAGGAGGCCACUCUCGAGGGGAGGGUGGCGGAGCUCGAGAUGUACGCGAGGAAGCUGGAGCAGGACAUCGUCGACGCAAACGCCAGCCUGAAAGAGCUGGACGGCUGCCGCGAGCGCGCAGAGUUCGCCGACCGCAUGCUGCGCCCCCUCGAGCAGAAGAUCGAGGCGCUGCGGCAGUCCCAGAACCGGGAGCAAGCCUUGAGGAAGCGGUACCACAACCAGCUGCAGGACUUCAAGGGCGCGAUCCGGGUCUACGCCCGCAUCAGACCGCGCAUCAAGCGGGAGAUGGGCGACGCGGUGGUUUGCCGGAAGUUGGACACCGACUCACUGGAGCUGGAGGACCCGAAGCGGCUGAAGGAAUCCAGGCCAUAUUCGUUCGACUCCGUCUUUGACGAGCACAGCACGCAGGAAGACGUCUUCUCCGAGUGCAAGAGCCUCGUAUCCUCCGCCUUCGACGGCUUCAACGUCACAGUGUUCGCGUACGGGCAGACUGGCGCGGGCAAGACGCACACGAUGUACGGGAACGACGCCGACCCUGGACUCGUGCCCAGGUUAGCGGGGGAGCUCUUCAGCAUAAUCGAUAAGUAUUCUCACGAAUCUCAUUCUCGCGUGAAGUGUUCCAUGUUCGAGCUCUACCGCGACGAGUUGGUGGACCUCUACCGGACCAAGGCUGGAGCACGGGGGCUGGAGAUCAAGAAGGACACUCGUGGCUCCGUGUAUGUGGAGAACGCUUCAGACCGUGAGGUGGCCAACCCCCCGGAGUUGUUGAAAGCAAUCGAGGACGGCAUGGCCGACCGCCACGUGGCCGCCACGAGCAUGAAUUCCGCUUCCUCCAGGUCGCACUUGAUAUUCAUCAUCGUGGUCGAGACAACUAACAAGGCUACCAAGCAGGUGUCGACUGGAAAGCUUACCCUGUGUGACCUUGCCGGGUCAGAGCGGGUCAAGAAGAGCGAGGCGUCUGGGGAAGUGUUGAAGGAAGCGCAGUCCAUCAACAAAUCGCUCUCCGCACUCGGGGACGUGAUAGAGGCGCUCACCAAACAUUCAAAACACGUGCCGUACAGAAACCACAAGCUGACGCAGCUCCUAAGCGAUUCGCUGGGCGGCAACGCCAAGACACUGAUGUUCGUGAACUGCUCUCCGGUCGGCAGCAACGCCGACGAGACGGCUGCCGCACUUGGGUACGCCACCCGUGCCAAAAUGAUCACCAACAAAGUGGAGAAGAAUCAGGACAGCCAGGAGGUGGCGAGACUAAAGAAGGUGAUCCAGGUGAUGGGCAGCGAGCUCGACCAGGCACGCGAGAGCGGCGGCGUCGAGAUGCCCCCCUUGCCGGCGUAGUGCUGCGAUCCUCGCAGUCCCGGCAAGUGGCCGACCAAUUCGCUCUGAUGCAGCGCGGAGGCUCGACCUGCGCUCCUGCCGGGGAGUCCCCCGGCGGCGGGAGGCGUGCCCAGGACAUCUGGCGGCUCGAUGUGGUCGCUGAGUGGGACGCAGGACCUCCCGACCCCUUCCCCAGAGGGGUCUGGAGGUCUUCUAGUCUUCUAGGAGGGGCGGGGGAAUCCAGAUGCCAGAGUGCUUGCGCAGAGAUCCGUCCAGACGUUUCACUCGUGCCCUCCUCUGCUGGGGCGCGGUGCCUCUGCAUGCCCUCGGGGGCUUCCUGCGCGAGAGGGACCUCGCUCCUUCAGGGGGCCAGGCGUGGCUCCCUCCCGCCCUCGCUGCGCCAUCAUCCCUCCACCCCCACCCACUCCUGCUCCUCCACCUCCCCGGUCUGGCGUGAGACCCCCAGUCAGCGGCGUCCACGCCGGCCUCGGGAACGCCGUCUCCGCCCAGGGUGCCCAGACCACUUGUCGAUCAGGCCACCCGCGUUUCACCUCGCCAUUCCAUCUGAGCUCGGGUCGGACGAAAGCGGCGGGAGGCUAGGAGCAGGGAGGGGAUACGAAAUCUGCUGUGUCCAGCCGGUGUCGGCCCCGCCGCCAGGCGCCUUUCCUC